Stegodyphus dumicola is the source of this 4962-nucleotide messenger RNA. RefSeq names its product protein argonaute-2-like. Gene Ontology annotation, molecular function: protein binding; RNA binding. Lineage: Eukaryota; Metazoa; Arthropoda; Arachnida; Araneae; Eresidae. The record is from RefSeq and is a predicted model, not a curated record.
AGGUAAAUUGAAAGCAAUACAAGAAUUUUCAUUUGGAAGUUUCUGUUUUGGAUUUAUAUGAAUUUGAGUUGGUUUGCAGGAAUUAAGCAAUUGAUUUAACUGUUUGAUGGACAUUUAAUAAAAAUAUUAAUCAUGUCAAUAGUUUUACAUCGAAACAUUUCCAUCAUUGACCGGCAGAAUGACUAUGUAAACAAAAAGUCGCUAGUAGAAUUGCCCACUGAUUGCCAAACAAGCAACCCUAAUAUUUCUAAAUAAACCAUACGUGUUGAGAGUUGCUGAUGCAAUCAUUCAGAGCCUGAUCUGUCAAGAAUGUAGAACGGGAAAAUGUAAAAUGAGCUCAGAAUUCUGUUGUUUAUUAAAGUACAGUAUUUUAUAUUCAUCUUACGCUUGAAGUUAAACGAUGAGUUCGAGAGGCAGAGGUCGUGGAAGAGGAAGAGGCAAAAACCCAAGAGCUGAACAGCAAGCUGUCAACUUUCCUCAAGAGCCUUUAAAACCCGAAAGAGAAAUUCAAGGAAAGCCUGUUUCUACUCAACAAUUUGCAGCUGCUUCAAGCAGUACUUCUCUUGCAAAUGGCAGAAAAAAAUGUGAAAAGGAUGUUCAGAAUUUUCAAACUGAAAAACUCACAAGUGGAGGAGUUGCGAAAGGAACAGAAGUUGCACAGCAUUAUUCUUCAAAGGAAUUGACAAAAUUUUCUAAAUUUGCUAAGAGACCUGGUUAUGGCACUCUUGGAAGAGAUAUCAGUUUAGUCACAAACUUUUUUGCUUUGCGAAGCAAAGCUCAAUAUAUCUAUCAUUAUGAUAUUGAAGUAAAUUCACUUGAUCAAAUUAAAAAGUAUGGCCGCCAUAUGAAAGGGAAAGAACUUACUGCUGCUGAAGCUGCAAUUUCUGGGAUCUCUCGAUUAGAACUUCAGCAGAGCAGAAGUAUAGGAAAGAUAAAGCGCAAAGAAGUUUUUGAUGAGCUUGUAAAAUCCAUGAAUCUAAGCAAAUACAGUCCUGUAUAUGAUGGUGUAAAAAAUAUUUUUACUUCACAUCCUUUCCCAUUUGAUACACAAAGGACAACAGUUGUUGGAUUAAGAGUGGAGGGCAAAACUCGUCAGUAUGAAGUAAUUGUGAAACCUGUAAAGAAAUUAAAUGGAUCCAAUAUUAUUGAUGUUACAUCUCUGAAAAAAUUAUAUGAAGGGCAUUCUGAAAGUGUGGAAGAAGUUCUAAUGGCAUUCAAUGCUAUAAUGAACCACCGAGAGCCUCAAAGUACGCAGAUUCAAGUGGGUCGCUCUUUUUUCUUCCUGACUCAGAUAGAUAAAGUUGCUUUAGGAGAAGGAACUGAAAUUUGGAUGGGAUAUAAUCAAAGUGUUCAUCUUACAGAAAAAGGACCAGCUUUAGUUCUAAAUCUUGCAGCAAAAGCAUUUCAUAAGGCUGGACCUGUUAUUGAGUAUAUUAAUGAAGUACUAAAGCGUGAUAUUACACAUGGAGAUGCCAUGAAACCUUAUGAAAUAAAGAAAGCAGAAAGUGCCUUAAAGGGGGUACGUGUAACUGUAACUCAUUUGUCAUAUCCCAGGAAAUAUCAUAUUCAGGGCAUUUCUAAAGUAAGUGCCCAAGAAUUGCAGCUUUCAGUUGAUGGUGCAAAAAUGUCUAUUGCUAGCUAUUUCCAAACCAAAUAUGGAAAAUUAAGAUAUCCAUUUUUACCUUGCUUAUACAUGAGAUCUACUAACAAUCAAACUUAUAUUCCUUUUGAGAACUGUGAAGUUGUAGAAGGACAGCCAAAAUUAGGCAAGCUCAGUGCUAGUCUUAAUUCAAAAAUGAUUAAACAGGCAGCAGUAGCACCAGAGGCUCGUUUCAAAGCUAUUGAAAAAGAUGCUUAUACUGUGAAUGAACAAAGUGGUAAACAAAUGCAACAUUUCAAUUUGUCAAUGGACUUUCGGCCAAUGCGUGUUCAAGGCAGAGUAUUAGAUCCUCCCUCUUUAGCAUACUUCAAUAAAGAUACGUCACUCCCUGAUGAAAAAGGCACAUGGCGAAUGGAAGGAAAACAAUUCUUUAAGUCUUCGCUUGAGAAAAAGAAAGAUCUUAAACCAUGGAUAAUACUAAGUUUUGCAGAUUGCCCUUUUAAAGAAUUGGAACGUUUUGCUAAUACAUUUUUUAGAGUAGGAGAAAAAGUAGGUCUGCAUUUUGGUGAGCUUCUAGAUAUCAGAAUGUUUAAUAGGCGGGAUACAGUUGAAAAAGCCCUUAAAGAUGCUGAAAAAACUCAAGCUUCUUUUGCUGUUAUUAUUCUCUCAAAAUAUGAUUAUUUUCAUAAUUAUGAUGAAAUAAAAUUCAUCGCUGAUUAUAAACUAGGAUUUGUUACCCAAUGUAUGGAUUCUGGUGUUGUUCCUAGGUUUAAUGACCAAAUUGCAACUAAUGUCUGUCUGAAAAUUAAUGCUAAACUUGGUGGUGUUAACCACAUAUUAUUCAAAAGACCUGAAAUUUUUUUGAAACCUGUAAUAGUAUUUGGAGCUGAUGUUGUCCAUUCUCCACGUGGUUCUGGGUGUCCUUCAAUUGCAGCUGUUGUUGGAAGUUUAGAUGCAUACCCAUCUACAUAUAAACUUGCAUGCAGAGUUCAAGAUAAUCCAGAAGGCAAUAAGAUUUCACAAGAAUUAAUUUUAGAGGUGAGAGAGAUGGUAGCAGGUAUUUUGAAAACAUUCUUCCAUCAUACUAGAGGGAAAUAUCCAGAAAAAAUUAUUUUUUUUCGAGAUGGUGUUAGUGAAGGACAGUUUGAAGCAGUGCGUGAUCAUGAAGUUUGUGAAGUUGAGAGAGCAUGUAAAGAUGUAAUUGGAUACAUUGUUCCUAUAACAUAUAUAAUUGUUCAAAAACGACAUCAGAAAAGACUGAAACCAGCAAACCCACGCGAUGGCAUUUCAAAGGGAAGAAAUGUUCCUGCAGGUACUACAGUGGACAGAGAUAUUACUCAUCCAUAUUUGUUUGAUUUUUACUUAAAUAGUCAUGAAGGCAUCCAAGGUACAAGUAAACCAGCCCAUUAUACUGUGUUGUAUGAUGCUAAUAAUUUUAGUGCAGAUGCUCUGCAGACAUUAGCUUAUCAUCUGUGUUAUAUGUACGUGAGGUGUAAUCGAAGUGUAUCAAUUCCAGCUCCGGUGAGGUAUGCUGAUCUUGCUGCAUAUCGAGCCAAAAAAUAUGCAGAUUUUCAUAUUCAGAAAGAGCGUGAGAGCAGUUCGUCAUCUAACGGCUCCAUUUCCAAAUUACCAGAUUAUGCUCGGGAAGCAAUUAAUAGUAUGGGAAGUUAUAAAAGAAAUAUGUUCUAUGUUUGAUUUAAAUAUUUGUGUUUUGUAUUAAUAUUUACAAAAUAUUCAAGAUUUGAAGUGAGAGAUAUUCAUUUCUGUAUAUUUCUAUUAUAUGUGAUCUUCUUAAUUAUGUAAAAUGAUGGUUAGAUGUCUUUCAACAACUGCUGGUAAGUGAGUAAAUUGCUUGUUGUCUUACUACUAUUAGUAAAAAGAAAAUCUAUGCAGAUUUCAAAUAAAGAAUAUCUGAACAAAGUAUCUAGUUAUAUUGAUUAUUAAUUUAUUAAAGUAUCUAGUCAUAAAAAAGUAAAAUUUAUGGAAAUUUGAUAAACAUUGCAUAUUUUAAUAGAUAUGUUUUAUAUUAUUUAUUAAAAUAUUACUGAUAUCACAAAGAAUUGGAAAUAUUUUAUCUACAGAUAAAUUUUUCAUUUAUAUUUUUCUGUAGCUGACAAGUAAUUUUGAAACAUGUUUUGAAUGUAAAGUGUAUACAAAUAGUAAAUUGAUGCUGAAUACCUGAUGAAAUACAUAACCUGCAAUGGAUUUUAUCUCCCCACUCUGUAUAUUUGUGCAAAUUUUUUUUUUUUUUUUUUUGUAAGAUAAAUGUUUUUACCGUGUAGCUUGCUGUAGAUAUUUAUAGUACUAUAUCAAAUUUCUUAUGUACAAGAGCUUAAAAUAUUGCAUAUUUUAACUAUGCUAUGUAAUUUUUUGUGGAAGUCUGAUUGAACCCUUUUAAAAACUUUUUCAUGAAUUUCAAACUACAUAUAAAGGCUACUUAAGCAAUAUGACUUACUGUUUUCUCCGAAUAACCAAAAAUUAUACUUAGUUUUAGUAUAGGUGCUCUCAUGUAUUUACUUAAAUUUAUGUUCUUUACUUUUUUAACAUAUUUAUUAAAAUUUAUGAAUUAAAAGUGAGAUUCUGACUGGUACAUAUAAACAUUUCAUAUAUGAUUCUAAGCUAUUUGCAUAUUGUUUAACAUGACAAGUCAAAUAUAAUUUAUGAUUUGCUGUGUAUAAUUGAUAUUGUUUUUAGAUUUGAUAUAAUAACAAAUUCUGAGCUGAGGAUUAUAUAAGCAUUUUUGUUUGAUAAAGUUAGGUUCGAUGAAUUUUCAUUUUGUGAAGCAACAAAAAUAUCCAUUAAUGUAUAAAAACUUUUUAAAAUGUGUCAUAUUCUAUAAUUGAGAAAUAUGAUGUUUAAAGUCUGUUCUGUACAUUUAAUAUUAUUUAAACUUAUUACUUAUCAUAUUAAUAUGAACAAAAUUAUGAUUCAGUAAUAAAAGCAAGUAGCAGUAUGGAUUUUAAAUGUUGCAAAGUAUUUAGUAAGGUCAGUAAUUUUAUUACAUGAAUUUUUAAUAUUUCUUAUUUUUAUAUUUGUUAAAAAUCAUUCAGUAUAACACAUUGUAUGGCUAUACCAUGUCUAUCUUGUAGAUCUGAAGUUUAGUCUUAAUUGAGAUUCUAUUUUACAUCUAUACAAUCUUAAAAAAAAGUAACAAUUAUUGAUAUAAAAAAUAUGAGGCAAAGUUUAGACAAAUAAGUGGCUGGUCAGAUUAAAAAUCUUAUGGUUCACUUUUAUUGUUAAAAAUAGCUGUAACUUGUAUUUUGCACCAUCCUUAACAUUGUAUAAAGUUCGUAUAUAGAAGUUGCUUUGUUUUAUACAUUUAUUAAUUAUAUAUAAUAUAAUAAAUAUUUUUCAUUGUAUCA